This is a messenger RNA of Dermatophagoides pteronyssinus (European house dust mite), 1005 nucleotides long. RefSeq lists its product as uncharacterized. NCBI's taxonomy places the organism in Eukaryota, Metazoa, Arthropoda, Arachnida, Sarcoptiformes, Pyroglyphidae. The record is from RefSeq and is a predicted model, not a curated record.
CACACUAAUCAUAUUCGAUGAUGAUAAUUUUACGGUGAUGAAUAUAAAUCAACAAUUCAGUGAUGAAUCCGAAAUCGCUACUAUUAAUUGCCCGGUAAUUAUAAUGAAUCCGAUUUUAAUUAAUUUAACAACGAUAAAUAAUAAUUUACCAACAAUCGAGAUAACGCCAUCUGUAGAUGAUGAAAUCAAUCAAAUUGAAUUACCACCAGAACCAUCACCAUCAUCAUCAUCAUUAUCACCAACUAUCGAUUCGAAUUCAAUGAUUGUUUCUUCUAUAUUUCGUCGAAUAUCAACGACAAUUGUUCCAUCAACACGACAAAAACAAUCAAUGACAAUCAAACCGAUUGGAUGGAAUAAUAAACUCGGUUUUGCUGCCGUCAUACUUAUAUUGAUCAUGUUUAUAUUGGAUGUAUUAACACUUUCACAUUUAUUGCGACAAAUUUCCAUUUACGAACGAUCACAAAAUCUAUUGGAACGUAUAAAAUUUCUUAUUGAUUAUUCGGGAACAUUAUCCGAUAUCGAUUGUGAACGACUUUCUCAUAUGCCACAUUAUGAAGAGAUAAUGUCACGGAUACGUAUCAAUUCUACAAUAAAUAAAUCAUCAAAUAAUAAUAUUGAUAAACAAUCAUUAGUACAAGAAUUAUCAUUUGUUAAUGAACAGAAAUCAAAUCUAUUAACAGUUAUUGUUGUUACAUUUGUUGCAAUGAUUAUACAUUUUAUUGGUUUUAUCGGUGUUUUACGACAAUCAUUUACGUUAACAUUAUUUGAAACAUUAUUCUUGAUUAUAUUAUUGAUUAUGAAACCAUCAUUAUCAUCAUCGAAAAUUGGUUGGAUCAUUUGGAUUAUCUAUGCAAUUUGUUUGCCAUUAUUUUUCAUCUAUCAGAUUCGUCUUUAUUAUGUCAAAAUUCGACGGAAAAAAUGAUUGCAAAUGAAAUUUAAUCAUUUUUUUUUCUGUGGUUUGUUUCCACCCUUUGCAUAUCAUAAUAACUGUAAUCAAAUUUUUUG